GCCACUCAAACGGACUAAUUUUGUGCGUGUUUAGGUCGGCCGUUGGAGUGCCCUAAAGUGGAUCGAAGAUCAGAUAUGCGCCGGUUCCCCCCGCCGCCUGCUGUGUACCGUCGCCAUCGCCGUUGAGGUCCUCAUACGAGGAUCGAGUGGUGCUUGAGAAGAGACGACCAAAUAAGAGCUGCAAUCCCGAAUCGACGCAACAGCUCCUUGUCGAGCUGCGAUCCAAAAUCGAGCGGCUCCUAUCGGAAUCGCAGUCCGCGAUCAAAGCGGCCACCCGUUUAGCCGCAAUCCGCAAUCGAAGCACCGCAAUCAGAAACAGGUCCUCUUUCGAUUUCAUUCUCCGAGUUGCCACCGGAGGCGGGAUCCAAGCCGCCGCAUAUCUGCCCAAGCGGACACCGCGGGAAGCCACUUGUUUUUAGUGGAGAUCAGCAACUCCCCUUGGACAUUUGGCGACCGGUGGCCAACCCAUCCGUCUCGGCCCUCGGCAAGUCCUCAUCUUCAUGGUGGAGGGCCAUGAAGAUGAUAGGCUCAGCAAGUUGCCUGAUGACCUUUUGCUCAACAUUGUCGAGCGACUUGAUAUUGCUGACGCCGCACGAACCACCAUCCUCUCCAGACGUUGGAAGGACGUCCUUGCUAGACUCUCAAAAGUCGUAAUAAGGGCAGGUUCUUUUGAGUCCAAGCAUACAACGAGCAAGAAAGAUGAUAUAGUUCGGUCCAACACCACCAUUCUGGAUGCAACCCGGAGCAUACUGGAAAGGAGGGCUGGAAGUCUAUACACCAUUCAGCUGUUGUGCAUGCAAUUCUACUUGGGAGAUGAGUCCAUUUUCAUUGGCCAGACUGUUGCCAACAGCAUAGCAACACAAAAGGUUGCUUCAGUUGACUUUACAAUCUUGACGAAGGUGCGUAGAAAUUGUACCAAGGAUGAGCUGCUCACAAAUGGGAGGCAGUUCAUGUCAUUCUUUGAUUCAUGUCCAAACACAUUUGGUUGUCUUGCACGCCUCACGCUAGAGAAUUUGAGGUUAGGAGAAUCGGCGUUCCCCAAAUUUUUUAGUAUAUGCAAGCAACUGGAGUUCCUCUUCCUCCACAAUUGUGACAUGGGUAUUCAGUCUUUGCUGGAAGUGGAACACCCUCAGCUCAGUGAACUAGUGAUUGCCAGCGGCUGCUUUAAGAGGGUUCAUCUGAAGUGGGCACCAAAGCUCACAAUACUGAAAUUUAGUAUUUUUAGAUCAAAAGAUGAUCCCUUCUGUCUUGGCUAUGUCCCACUGCUCCAGACUGUGAGCAUCAUUAAUACUGCUCUCUCUUGGCACAAGAUGCUCAAGUUAAGUGAGUUGCUUGGUAAGACUGCCAUAAGCAACCUGCAUUUGAACUUCAGAAGCGAAAAGAUUUGGGUCAAACCGGAAGGUCGAAGGCAAUUGUUACCUGUGUUCCACAAACUUAGGAUUGUGAAUUUGCUUAACAUUCCUGAAGAAUGCGAUCUGACUUGGACAAUGUUCCUACUCCAAGGUGCACCCAACCUUAAGGAACUACGCAUCGUGGUGCGGGAUCAUUUAUGUUUAAUGGUAACAGGGGAGGAGAGGAAGAAUGGUGCAUUUAGUGAGGAGAAGGACAAGGGACUGGAGUUGGAACCAUCUGCAUCUGAUUUCAAGCACCACAACCUCGCUGGGCUCAGUAUCUAUGGGAGGUUUCAAGCAGAAGACAAACUCGUGAGCUAUGCCAGGAGCAUCAUGCAAGCAGCAGUGAAUCUGGAGGACAUAAAGCUAUACAAGAGUCCAGUGUGUCAAAGGUGCAAGCACAUGCGCCAGGAGUGGACAUUGGAGGAGAAGUCAUCGCUUAGCUACAAAAUAAAAGAGGGGAUGCCCUCGCUUGUCCGGAUUCACUUCCCGAGUUUAGGGGAAGUCUAUUUUUAGAAAAAAAAUGCUCUUGGGCUGCAAGCUGCAGAUGACAGGAACUGUUGUACUAUGCAUGGAUUAAUUGUUGCAGUUGAACCUUUUCAGUCAGAUGGUACUGGGUCGAGGAGGAUAAGGUGUACUCUUAUCCUUAUUAUUAAGUAUAUUUUGUCCAGUGGAAAUUGUGGAUAUUUCUCUUAUUCGUUUUCA
Molecule: messenger RNA, 2096 nt
Organism: Triticum aestivum (bread wheat)
Lineage: Eukaryota; Viridiplantae; Streptophyta; Magnoliopsida; Poales; Poaceae
Product: MEIOTIC F-BOX protein MOF
Exons: 4
Coding region: 501-1907 (468 amino acids)
Molecular function (GO): protein binding
Source: RefSeq, a predicted model, not a curated record